Messenger RNA from Rhagoletis pomonella (apple maggot), 771 nucleotides. RefSeq lists its product as uncharacterized. The record is from RefSeq and is a predicted model, not a curated record. Bases 80 to 382 code for a protein of 100 amino acids. NCBI's taxonomy places the organism in Eukaryota, Metazoa, Arthropoda, Insecta, Diptera, Tephritidae. The transcript is spliced from 2 exons.
UUUUGAAGCGAAAUUUCCCAACUGUUCGCAGAAUUUGCUAAACGAAUGGCCAAAAUUUAGAAAGUCAAUUAUACCUUACAUGAAGACAAAAAUAAGAGAUGCAGCGUCCAUUGAUAUGCUAAAACAAAUUGACAAAAAUAUCAGUACUGACUCAAUGGAUUGUUUAUUGACACUGCUUUUGCAUGCGAUACUUAAACCGUCAUUAAUUUCCGUUGGACAAACUUCUGGUGAAAAACGGCUUAAAUGGAAGCCAUCAAUAUGUGAUGCGCAAGCAGUGACAUUGCUGCAUUGCAGCAGCAUAAACGAUUAUCAGAGGAUGUACCACGAAUUAAAGAUUAAGUUAAAUCAAAGAAUCUUCCUCUUCAGCCGCUACUAUUGGUAGUCGGAGAGGAACUAACUAAGUUAGACUCUUUUUACGUUAUUUUCGACAGUAUAAUUUACAUGGUACCGACAUUUUUAAAAUCACUUGAUACUUUAUUUAAAAUCUUUCAUGUAUUAAAUUUGGAAUAUCCGAUACAAGCGAAAUCCAUAUAUAAUUUUAUCGAAUCCUACUUUUUUGGUAUUGCGGAUUGUGCUAGGGUGUUAUUACACUUAAGAAUUAUUUAAAAGAUACUCAAAACUUGUUGGAGUAGAUUGAUAAAGUGUUCAAAUGCUUUAUACCGAAAAAGCCGUCAGCAAUUUUUUAUCCGCUUAAAACUUGCGCUUUAUCAGACUAAAAUUUAACAGGCUAUAAAACUGCAUGCCCAAAAAUGUUUGAAAGUUCUAAAAGUC